Molecule: messenger RNA, 882 nt
Organism: Beta vulgaris subsp. vulgaris (sugar beet)
Lineage: Eukaryota; Viridiplantae; Streptophyta; Magnoliopsida; Caryophyllales; Amaranthaceae
Exons: 2
Coding region: 1-882 (293 amino acids)
Source: RefSeq, a predicted model, not a curated record
AUGUUGUGUAGUGGGCUGAAGAAGGUACUGCCAGAUAUUAUUGAGCCAGUUCAGAGUGCUUUUGUGGAGCAAAGAGUAACUUUUCAUAAUAUAUUCAUAUGUCAGGAUAUGUUAAGACAUUAUGAAAGAAAGUCUAAACCUGCUAGAUGCACUAUGAAAGUUGAUCUACUCAAAGCUUUUGAUUCUCUUGAUUGGGAAUUCAUUAGAGAAAUGUUGAUUGGUUUGAAGUUCCCUGAAAAAUUUGUCAAAUGUGUUAUGUUAUGUGUGACUACCCCUAGUUAUUCAUUGACCAUCUAUGGGAAGCUGUGUGCUAAGAAAAAAACAGCAGUCUAUUUUGGCAAUGUGAAGGAGGAAGUUCAGCAGAGAAUUCUUCAAGUUACUGGGUUUCAAAGAGGGUCUUUCCUAUUCAGAUACCUAGGGGUGCCUAUCACCUCAAAAAGAAUUUCUAAAGCAUAUUGUGAAGUGUUGGUGGAUAAGAUCUCGAAGAGACUUGUUUGCAUGAGCUUCAGACACUUAUCAUAUGCUGGGAGAGUGACAUUGAUAAAUGCAGUGCUAAUGAACUUGCACACUUACUGGGCUCAAGUGUUUUUAUUGCCUAAAAGUGUUCAAGAGGCAAUAAUAAGGAUAUGCAGGGCAUACUUAUGGGAAGCAAAGGUGUAUUCUUCUAAGCCUCCUCCUAUAGCCUGGAAGGAUGUGUGCUAUGCUAAAAAUACAGGAGGUUUAGGUAUUAGGGAGUGCAUAAGUUGGAAUGUAGCAGCUAUUGGGAAGUAUGUAUGGCAAAUAACUAAUAAAGCUGAUUUGUUGUGGAUCAAGUGGAUUCAUUCAUUGUAUAUUAAGGAGGCAACAUGGUGGGAGUAUAGAGCUCCAGUGAAUGCUAGCUGA